This is a messenger RNA of Jatropha curcas, 968 nucleotides long. The record is from RefSeq and is a predicted model, not a curated record. Lineage: Eukaryota; Viridiplantae; Streptophyta; Magnoliopsida; Malpighiales; Euphorbiaceae.
AUAUUAAGAAGCAUGACUCUUAUGAUGCUCCUAUCAAAUCCAAAGAAGAACUAAUAUUUCAUUUUGGCUUUCGGAAAUUUGUUGCAAGGCCAAUAUUUUCCACUGACAACAUAAAGUCAGACAAGCACAAGAUGGAGAGAUUUCUUCAUGCUGGCCGAUUCUCCAUAGCAUCAGUUUAUGCUCCAAUUUCAUUUCCACCUCUUCCUUUGAUAUCUUGAAGCGUGGGGAAGGAGGCACUGCCCCUACUGUUGCUGCUGUCGGUUCCUUGAGAAGCACUGACGCUGACAGGAUAAUACUGAAGAAGAUUAUAUUAACAGGUUACCCUCAACGGGUGUCAAAAUUGAAAGCAUCAGUGCACUACAUGUUCCAUAACCCAGAGGAUGUAAGAUGGUUCAAGCCUGUGGAAGUGUGGACCAAAUGUGGUCGCCGUGGUCGCAUCAAGGAACCUGUUGGUACACAUGGGGCUAUGAAGUGCACCUUUAAUGGAGUUCUUCAGCAGCAUGAUACUGUUUGCAUGAAUGAGCCUGUACAAACGUGCAUAUCCCAAGUGGCCAGAACAUCGGUUCCCAAUUCUCGAUGCUUGAUCAGAUGGUAACUGAUCUUCCAUCGUUAUUCAUUAUGAAAUACACAAGGUAGCCGUGGUCGUUUGUGGGAAUGACGCUCUGGUUCAGAUUCUCAAUUCUAAUUUCAUGUUUACUAGGAAGUUAGAAGCAAUAGAGUGUGUGGGGAUUUGUUGUAUCUUCCCCCAUUGUAGUUGUUUGUUUUCUUUUUCUCUACCCGUUUCUGCUAUGACAAUUUAUAUUUUUCCCCUAUAGUUGCAAUUGCAAAGCAGGAAUUGGAAAGUAGUAGAGAAGGAAACAGAGGAAAAACAAGCAAUGCCAUUUUGCUAUGCUGGCAUGCUAGCUCAUUAAUUUAUGCUAUGAAAGGGAAUUAUAAUCAAUUAUUUAUUGAAGUUGAAUCUUGUCUUU